Candidozyma auris is the source of this 876-nucleotide messenger RNA. RefSeq names its product microtubule-binding protein BIM1. Bases 1 to 876 code for a protein of 291 amino acids. The record is from RefSeq and is a predicted model, not a curated record. Gene Ontology annotation, cellular component: spindle midzone; microtubule organizing center; cytoplasmic microtubule. Gene Ontology annotation, biological process: protein localization to microtubule plus-end; spindle assembly; regulation of microtubule polymerization or depolymerization. The transcript has a single exon. NCBI's taxonomy places the organism in Eukaryota, Fungi, Ascomycota, Pichiomycetes, Serinales, Metschnikowiaceae. Gene Ontology annotation, molecular function: microtubule plus-end binding.
AUGGUCGUUGGCGAAAGCAGAACAGAACUUCUCAACUGGCUCAAUGCCACGCUCGAUCUCAAUUAUACCAAGGUCGAACAGUGUGGUACCGGCGCUGCCUACUGCCAAUUGAUGGACAACAUCUACGGAGGAGUUCCCUUGGGAAAAGUCAAGUUUGACCCCAAAUUGAGUGAGUACGAGGCCAGAAGCAACAUGAAGGUGCUUCAGGCGGCGUUCAACAAGCACAAAAUCCUGAAACAAAUCGAGGUCGAGCGCCUCAUCAAGUGUAGGCUUCAGGAUAAUUUGGAGCUUCUUCAGUGGUUCAAGAGACAUUGGAAUGAACACAAGGACGUCAAUGUGGCGUACGACGCUGUGGCAAGAAGACGACUGGGAGGAGCCAGAACACCGCUGGGGCCCAACUCAAGAAGAAAUACCAUCACCACAACGUCGAAUCCUUCGAGUGCAAGCUCAGCUACAAAAGCAAGCAGGGUGAGCUCUGGAAGCUACAACGUUGUUGGCACUGCUGGAGAGGGUUCGUCGCUUACCGUGCCCAAGAGGCGAGUUUCGAGUCAGGGAAGCGCCAGAGGAGGUAUUGGCGAAGAUGGACGUUUGGCAGAUCUUAGAGCCGAGUUAGAGCAAGCAAGAGCAGAAAUUAGUGAAAACAGAGUGAGUUUGGAGACGCUAGAGACAGAGAGAAACUUCUACUUCAACAAGCUUCGGGAAAUUGAAAUCUUGACCGAGAAUGUGGUGAAUGCGUUUGAGAAGGAGGACGCAGCUUCUAAAGAGAUUCAGAAGAUGCCCCUUCCGCAGUUGGUGAAACAGAUUCAGGAAAUACUUUGGCAUAAAGACACAGGUUUCGAAACUAACGCUGAUGACAUGGACGCUGAAUUCUUUUAG